GCGGCGGCGGGACCGGCCGCCCCCCCGGGCCCGCGGUGACGGCGGCUCGGCCGCGGCCAUGGGGUGCCUGCAGAGCGUGGCCUGCAAGGCGCGGGUGCGCCGCGAGCAGAUCGUGGUGUCGGACGUGUCGGCCACCAUCGAGCCGGCGGCCACGGCCAUCGAGGAGAGCUCGCCGGUGGUGCUGCGGUACCGCACGCCCUACUUCCGCGCCUCCGCCCGCGUCCUCAUGCCGCCCAUCGCCCGGCGGCACACCUGGGUGGUGGGCUGGAUCCAGGCCUGCAACCACAUGGAGUUCUACAACACCUACAGCGACCUCGGCGUGUCAAGCUGGGAACUGCCCGACCUGCGAGAAGGACGAGUGAAAGCCAUCAGCGAUUCGGAUGGGGUGAGCUACCCCUGGUAUGGAAACACCACAGAAACCGUGACCCUGGUGGGGCCCACUAACAAGAUCUCCAGGUUCUCAGUGAGCAUGAACGACAAUUUCUACCCCAGCGUGACGUGGGCCGUGCCCGUGAGCAACAGCAACGUGCCGCUGCUGACCAGGAUUAAAAGGGACCAGAGCUUUACCACGUGGCUCGUGGCCAUGAACACCACCACCAAGGAGAAGAUCAUCUUGCAGACUAUAAAGUGGAGGAUGCGAGUGGACAUUGAGGUGGACCCCAUGCAGCUGCUGGGGCAGAGGGCACGGCUGGUGGGCAGGACUCAGCAGGAGCAGCCGCGGAUCCUCAGCAGGAUGGAGCCCAUCCCACCCAACGCACUAGUGAAGCCCAACGCCAACGACGCCCAGGUGCUCAUGUGGAGACCCAAGCGAGGGCAGCCCAUCGUGGUGAUACCUCCCAAGUAGGGCGUGCAGGUGAGGACCUGGGUGCCCCCAGCCCGCUGCAGACGAACAGGGCUGCCGAGCCAAAGCAGACCUCUUGGGUUCUCCUGCCUUUGUUGUUGUGGUUGGAAACGUGGCUCCUCCUCGGUCAGAAAUAGAGCCUGGCUGGCACAAGGGCACAGAAGAGGGUUUGCUGAGCUGGAGGAUUUCCCAGGAAGCAGAAUGGAGUACUUGCAGCUGGCACAGAGGCUGUCUGACACAAAGGACUCAUCUUUCCUUGCGGGGCAGCGCGAGGAGCUUGAGUGUGGUUGAACCGUGCCCGUGGCAGAUGCUGCUUCCCACCCGGCCGGAGGCAGAGGCUGUUCCUGCUGGCAGCGGGGGCUGCUGCGGUCCCUUGUCCCUGCCGUGUCCGUACCUAUGCAUUUCAGAUCCGUGAUCCACCCCUGGCCUGCCCGCUGGCACCGGGCGGGAGGGGCGGCAGUGGGGUGGGACCGGGCGGUGCUGCGGCGGGGCAGAGCCCGGUGCUGCCGGUGCCACCGCUCGGGAGGGGUCUUCUGCAGCCCGGGGGGAGCGGGACGCGUUUUGCAUGCAUCUGGGUGUGUUUGGAGUAGUUGUGAGUGUAGGAGAUGCCAUAGCUCUUUUCUGUCUUGGAGUGAGGUCUAGGGGCAGGUUAGAUGUCCUUUUGUUUUAAGGUGCACUAAGUCUUUGCAUUCCUCAGCCUCCCCUCCCGAGUCCCGCUGGCCCUUCUCUUUCGGGAGCAGAAGGGAUUCUCAGCCAGGUGGGAAAAGGGGGCAGUGCUGUUCUCCCAGCCCAGGUGCUCUGUGUGUGGUACCCAAACCAGCCCAGAGGUACCCUGGACUUGCUUCGCUUCACCGCAGACCCCGCUCCCUCGCUAGAAGUUGGGUGCUUGCUCAUUUUCCACGCAAAUGCUGGCUCACGUGGAGGCCUCUUCCCCAGCCACCCAUGGCUACUGGCUGGGCCACCAGUGGAGGGGCCAGCACGCUUUGUGGUACCUCCCCAAGCUCUGUGGAGGGCAGGGAUGUGAGUGGAGGCUGUUCAGGGCAGGCCUGGGUUUGCCUGGGAAAGAGGAGGUGAAUGUGCUGCCUGGGGGCUGCCUCCUGCUGCUGCCGUGCUUGGGAGGGGUCACAGGGGGAUUUAUUUGCCUUUCUCCUCGCUCUUUGCUGCCUGGAUGGCUGGCAUUGGCUGGUCCAUGGGGCAGCACGGUGCUGUGGGAUGCAGCUGGCAGUUCCCAGGAUCUCACCCUGGAGUUGCAGCAGAGGCAUGAACCAUGGCUGUGCUGCUGCUCUGGGUGCUCCAUCGUUCCUGGGCAGGUGGUUAUGGCUUUUGCUGCUUUCUCUGCUCUGUCCUCCCUGGCACGAGCCCUAUAGCUCCUCAGCUCGCAGCCCUGCCUUCUUCACACUGCAGGGAGGUUGUGCUGCCCUGGGGAUGCAGGUCAUUCCUGCUGGGAAGGUCCAGCCUGGGGAGGAGUGCUGGGUGACACUUCCGUGCACCCCAGGCCCUGCCAGCACAGGGGCUCCCGAGGCAUCUUAGACCAAAAAUCCCUGUGAAAUCCCCGUGCUAUUUAUUGCCCUCAGUAGUGUUUGCUGCUGAUCCAGUUCUUUAUUUAUUUUCCCUCUGGGAGCGUUUCCUUUGGACGCCUUGGCACAACAAUUCCGUGUGCCGGGGCCAGCGCUCCUGCUCCUCCCGCCUGGCCUCGCGCUGGGCUGGGAGCCUGCUGCUUUCCGUGCCUGUGUCGGGUUCUGCAGGGGCUACAGCCUCGCUGGGGGGCAGGUUUGGAGGGACAGAGGGCUUUGAGCUUUGGUUUGCUGUGUUUUCUGCAGCAGAGCUCCCACAGGGAGCUUGCUGGUGUGGGAAGAUGUCCUGCUCUUGUGAGACUGUGGUUUUGUCCUGGUGUGGGACCGAUGGCAGCUUUUGCCAUCGCUGAUGUUUUGUUUCUCAAAAAGUGUGUGUGGAGAGGGGUUAGAGACUUGAAAUACAAUUUUCCUUAAGGACUAGGGGAGGAGGGGUAAGUACCUUUUGGUUUGAAGUAAGGCAGGUGUAUACUUUUGACCCAGGGGGACAGAAACAUCUCUGGCAGCAUCAGAGCUAAAAUGCCAGAGGAAGGGGUUCCCCAGUGAACAGGCAGCUCCAAGGUGGGCUUCCUGCUGGGACAGGAUGCUGUGUCCAGAGGCUGUGUGAGCCAGCUCCCCAAAACCCACGGGAAAUGGCUGCAUGCUGUGUCAGCCCAGGGAGCUGCUGUGGCACUGCCAUGGCUCCAGUGUCUGGGAGAGUGGGGACACUGCUGCAGGGAUGCUGUUGAAUUCAGCAUUGCCACCUUUUGGGAUUUGCUGGCCAGUCUGAGCCUUGGCACGUGGCUGAUGCCAUGACACUGAGACAGCAGUAGCUGAAUUUCUAUCCAUGAAUGUCUGCAACAUCCUGGUGCCAGGGUCAGGCUCCAUGCCUGGCUGUAGCCAUGUGCCUGACGCCCCAGGGCUGCCCCAGCCUGCAGGCAGGUGUUGGCUGAGCCCUGGGGCUGUGCCUGUGUUCACCUCUCCAGGCUUCUGCCAGGCUUCCAGUCCCACUCCUCUGACAGCUGGAUUUGAUGCACUUGGUUUGGUGCAUGGGUUGUCUUUGUGGACAUUUCCCCGUUAAAAAAGAAGGGGAAAAAAAAAAAGUUUGCAAAAAUUGUUUUCAAAGAAACACGUGCAAACAGCGUUUACAGAAACGUGCAGGCAUUGUGCGUGUUGGCAAAGGAGGGUGUUCACACCUGGCUGGAGAUGGAGCUCUGGGGCUGUUGGUGCUCAAAGGAAGGAGGGAAGGUGUGGGGAGAGUUCCCAUGUACGAGUCUGAGUUUGGCUCGUUCCUUGUGGCUGGAUGAGCACUCAGACCCCUGGGCUUCACCCCAUGGGAUGCUUUCCCUGUGCCCCCCUUCCCAACCAGCACCCCAUUUUCUCAGGGAGGGGCAGCCCAUGGAAAUGCCCACCCUCACACUCCCUGUGCCCUGAGCCUCGGGGUGCCCCUUCCCCUCCUUCCCAGCCUCGGGUCACUUAUUUAUUUAUCUAUUUAUUUAUUUAAGUUAUUUAUUGGUAUUUAUUGACAACUGGAAGUCGGGGUGGGGGGGCUCAUUUCUGCUGCACAGUGGGGGCAGCUGGGUCUCCCCCAUGCCCAGCCCCUUGCGUUCUGGGGUGCUGCUGGGAGCACCUCUGGGGAGGGAUGCUUGUGGGUCCCCACACUCCCGUGCCCUUUUUGAGAGGGAGGGGAAGCAAGGGGAACCCCACCGUGCCUGCAGGGAGGGCACCCGCUGCUCACCCCCUCCCUGCAGAAGCUUGGAGUCCCUGUGCUCCCUCCCCUGCCCAUCCCUGUUUACUGACCCAGCCUCCUGCUGCUUCUCCCGCUGGAUUUGCUGUUGCCAGCUCCUGGAGAGGGCGGGAGGAGCCAGGAUGGAUGAAUGUCACUAUGGAGAACAGACCAAACCAGGUAUUCUGCUGCCGUGUAGGGAAAAUCAGAGAGAGGAAAGCUGGUUUUGCAGAGUGCCUUAAACACAAAUGACUUUACCGAGUAGGGGGCUUGGACUUCUGUCUCUGGAUGUUAUUACCAACUCAAAAAAUGUUGCAUUUCACUUCUCUGGGAUUAAAACUACUCGAGCUGUAUUGGAGCCAAA
Pyrgilauda ruficollis (rufous-necked snowfinch) is the source of this 4481-nucleotide messenger RNA. RefSeq names its product family with sequence similarity 78 member B (gene FAM78B). The coding region runs from base 59 to 844 and encodes 261 amino acids. The record is from RefSeq and is a predicted model, not a curated record. The transcript has 2 exons. NCBI's taxonomy places the organism in Eukaryota, Metazoa, Chordata, Aves, Passeriformes, Passeridae.